UCAAACACCUGCGGCCCAACACGGCAUACUCAGUUCCGAUGAGCGCCUGUAACCGAGCCGGCCAGGGUCCUGCCAGCUCGCCCGUCACCGCCACCACAGAGGAGGGAGUGCCGGAGGUGGCGCCGCGUCAGCUGACCUGCCGGGUCGUGUCACCCUCCUCCAUCGGUCUCAGCUGCCUGUGGCUGGCCGGCGGCGCGUGCUGGCGGCGCGAGGGCCAGUUCCCGGCCGACCUGGACGUGGCCGAGUUGUGCAGUCUGCUGCCGGUCACAGUCUACCAGCUGUUGAGUGUUAAUGGAAACAGACGACGCUGAGCUGGGGCCGGACGCAGCAGGCGACGGACGCUGUAGUGUGCUGGGCAAAAUAGUCCAAGAUGCUGGUAGCGGGUGAAAUACGCAGCUGCUCGUCGUCUCCAAGAGCGCCGCGGACGCCGUGGACUGCGCCAUCAAAGUCGACGGAAAGUCGGUUCCAGCAGCCGACCGUCUCAAACUACUCGGAGCUGUUGUGUUCGGGUAUAGGGGGUGUAGACUUGGACCGCCUCUGCGGCCCCACCUCUGUGUGCCUGGGAGCGCCCCUGCCGGCGCUCAGCUGUCCGUGCGCGCCAAGCGGCGUGAGUGGCGCACGGGACGAAAACUGACGCUCGCCAUACUUGUUUAGUUUUUGGAAGACUCUCUCGGCCCAUUCGCACCGGCAGUAAAUAAAUCGCGUUUCUCUUAAGCUCUCUCUCACUCGAACCGUGAAUUACGAAC
This is a messenger RNA of Amphibalanus amphitrite, 746 nucleotides long. RefSeq names its product Down syndrome cell adhesion molecule homolog. The record is from RefSeq and is a predicted model, not a curated record. The transcript has 2 exons. The coding region runs from base 39 to 311 and encodes 90 amino acids. Gene Ontology annotation, molecular function: protein binding. Lineage: Eukaryota; Metazoa; Arthropoda; Thecostraca; Balanomorpha; Balanidae.